AUGGCAGAUCGCAGGCUGGGGCUGCCCAAUCUGGCCCUGCAGCUGGUGGGGAUCUUACCGGAGGUCCAGAGGCCUAGCAGCACGGUCCCUCACCGCCAGAAGCUGGCUUACACGGCCGUCUCCCUCCUCAUCUACCUUGUCGGCAGCCAACUGCAUGUGUAUGGAUAUGGAGUCCGUUCUCCAUCGGCUGCUGAAUCUCAGUACUGGGUUGACAUGCCCGACCUCAACUCCGUUAUGUGUGACGGGAUCAUGCCCCUCGUUCUGUCCGAGAUGUUGCUUCAUUUGUUGCUGCGGUUGAAGGUUCUUAGGGUGAACAAUCAUGAGGACCGGACGCUCCUGAAUCGGGUGCAGAAGUUCCUUGGGGUAGUUUGUGCCGCUUAUUUUUCAAUAUGCAGGGUGCUAAUUUCAACUAUCUUGGGCAAACUGACCAUAGCGCAGUCAAUUCUGAUCGUGCUUCAGCAUUUCUUUGGAUGUGUCAUCAUCAUUUAUGUUGAUGAUCUCCUAAAAAAGGGAUAUGGGUUUCUUUCGAGUAUCCCCUUGUUCAGUGCCACCGACAUCUGUGCAAGUAUUUUCUGGAAAGCUUUUAGCCCCGGAGAAGGAGCUGUGACUUCCUCCAUUAUUAAUGGAAACUACAAAUUGUCUUCGAUGCAUAAAGUGUUGGGCAGUCUAGACCUUCCGGAGAUGGCUAGUAUGCUCACCACGUGCGCCUUCUUUCUAUUCGUCCUCAGCCUGCAAGGCUUCCAUGUCAUGUUGCCAGUGAGAUCCAGUGAGGAGGCUAGUAUGCAAAUGAACUAUGCCAUCAAGCUUUCCUACUUCUCCUUUGCACCCCUACUCUUCCAUGAUGCAUUGGCCAUAUUCCUAUACUUCAUCUCAGAGUUGCUACGCGUGAAAUUUGGUGAAAACAACAAGGUGGUCAAUUUGCUGGGCAAGUGGAAGAAAUCACAAUGUUUUGGGCAAGCAGUUCCAGUCAUUGGCUUAGCCUACGACAUGACCACACCACCAACCAGCUUGGCUGACGUAGGAAGACACCCAUUCCACACACUGGUUUGUGCGCUGUGGCAGCUUCUGGGGUGUGGCCUUGUGUCAUUGUCCUUUUUCAGUGUUUGUUCACAUUCAGAGUUGUACGUUGGCAGGUUGCUUGGGGGGCGACGGAAUGCAACAACUGCCCAGCCGGACUCUGUUCCUCUGCUGCUAUGGAGGUGCUAUGUCGGUAAGGCAGCGUUUCUUGUGGGACUCUGCAUUGGUGCACUUAGGCUUCUGGCAGGCCUUGCCGGCGUGGUCGGCUCCGGCACCGGGAUCAUGAUCGCCGUCACUGUCUUGUACUCCUGCUUCGAAGAGACCAGCCUUGGAGGAAGGCCGGCUGGUGCCUUCGGUUUCUGA
This is a messenger RNA of Triticum turgidum subsp. durum (durum wheat), 1380 nucleotides long. NCBI's taxonomy places the organism in Eukaryota, Viridiplantae, Streptophyta, Magnoliopsida, Poales, Poaceae. The record is from the annotation of a GenBank genome assembly.